Messenger RNA from Daucus carota subsp. sativus, 899 nucleotides. Its product is annotated as zinc-finger homeodomain protein 1. Gene Ontology annotation, biological process: regulation of developmental process; regulation of DNA-templated transcription. NCBI's taxonomy places the organism in Eukaryota, Viridiplantae, Streptophyta, Magnoliopsida, Apiales, Apiaceae. The record is from RefSeq and is a predicted model, not a curated record. Bases 234 to 899 code for a protein of 221 amino acids. Gene Ontology annotation, cellular component: nucleus. Gene Ontology annotation, molecular function: transcription cis-regulatory region binding; DNA-binding transcription factor activity. The transcript has a single exon.
CUGAGCUCUAGUUUUGGACAUGUCCAUUUCCCAUACAUAUCAUGCCUUCUAAACCUCCUAACUCCAACAUAUAUAUGAACUCCAACAGCUUUCUGAUUUUCAAUCAUAACUCCAACAUCUAUCUAUAUAUCAACUUGUAAUAUUCUAAAUAAACCAAUUUUGUUUACCUCCCAACUUUUCUCACAUCUCAGGUCUCAACCCUCUUAAAUACUUAAUUAGCAAGCCACCUCCUAAUGGAAACCAAUCCCAAACUAACCAGCCAAACCUCUGAUCCAAGAACUACCAACAUCAACAAUGCUCACCCAAUACCCCGAAGCCUAAUUUCCUCAUCACACCUCAACAAAAAACACCAUCAGCAACAUAUUAUUUCAUACAAAGAAUGCCUCAAGAACCAUGCAGUCUCCAUAGGCGGCCAUGCCUUGGAUGGCUGCGGAGAAUUCAUGCCUUCCACUCACCCCAACUCACUAAAAUGCGCUGCAUGUGGCUGCCACCGCAAUUUCCAUCGCCGAGAAGCCGAUGAACCUGACUCCCCCACCCCACAUUUCCUCACCUUCAGGCUGAUCAGCACCUUGGCGCCAGAUGAGCAUAAACAUAGGCACCAUGCCGCGGAGAAUGCGAGCUCAAGGAAGAGGUUGAGGACUAGGUUUAGUCGAGAACAGAAGGAGAGGAUGCGUGUUUUUGCGGAGAAGCUGGGGUGGAGAAUGCACAAGAGUGAUGAAGUAAGUGUUGAAGAGUUCUGCAAAGAGAUUGGAGUUGGUAAAAGUGUACUCAAGGUUUGGAUGCAUAAUAACAAAACAACUCUUGGGAAAAGAGAUGAUUCUAGCAACAAUGUUGCUGCGAGAGAUGGUAAUAUUGGUGGUGGUGAAGAGAAUGAGAUUAGCACUCAGCAUCAUCUAUGA